Diprion similis is the source of this 894-nucleotide messenger RNA. RefSeq names its product nuclear transcription factor Y subunit alpha (gene Nf-YA). Gene Ontology annotation, biological process: regulation of transcription by RNA polymerase II. NCBI's taxonomy places the organism in Eukaryota, Metazoa, Arthropoda, Insecta, Hymenoptera, Diprionidae. The coding region runs from base 1 to 894 and encodes 297 amino acids. The transcript has 8 exons. The record is from RefSeq and is a predicted model, not a curated record. Gene Ontology annotation, molecular function: RNA polymerase II cis-regulatory region sequence-specific DNA binding; DNA-binding transcription factor activity, RNA polymerase II-specific. Gene Ontology annotation, cellular component: CCAAT-binding factor complex.
AUGCUGCCGCAAACUAUCCAGGUUGCCGCACCUAAUGGACAGAUUCAAGUAGUACCCGUCUCCAGCUUAGCUGGGGCUGGGCAACAAAUAGUUAUCCAGCAACCACAGACUCCUCAAAUUAUUCAAACUCCUGAUGGACAAACCUACAUUUAUCAGCCAGUUCAACUCGAAGGACAAGUACAGCAGGCCCAGCCAACAGUUAUCAACAUCAACGGAAACCUGAUGCAAAUUGCUGGCACUACAUCACAGACGUCUACAUCUACGGCGAACACUGCUCCUGUACAACCACUCUCUAGUCCUACCGCAACAGCUUCACAGGCAGGAAAUAUUGUCAUGAUGGUGCCCGGAAACAGUGGUCAAGCACAAUUCCAGAGAGUUGCGUUACCUAAUGCAGAAUUUCUCGAAGAAGAACCCUUGUACGUCAAUGCUAAGCAGUAUCGUCGCAUUUUAAAACGCCGUCAAGCCCGUGCCAAGUUAGAAGCGGAAGGAAAAAUACCCAAAGAAAGACCAAAAUACCUACACGAGUCACGCCACAGGCAUGCAAUGAAUAGGAUUCGUGGGGAAGGAGGUCGUUUUCAUUCUGGCCAGGUAAAAAAGAGAAGGGCAAACACAAAUACGAUGAUUACUCAGCAUAUAACAACGACGAGUAGUACAAAUACUAUUCGUACAAUAUCGCUACCGGCGACGAGUGCGGUAGGCCAACAUCACAGUAACGACAACAUGACACCUGCAAUUAUAAUUGAGUGCCGCAACUACACCAGGCAUCUUUCUGCACAUUCGCUGGACGUGAUACGAAAAAAGUUGGGCACGCAUAUUAAAAUUUCUCACAGUAUAUCAGCUUUCAUGGAUAUACUGAGAAAACCAUACAGUGUAUUUGUAUCUGUGUCGAUCUAA